Molecule: messenger RNA, 2542 nt
Organism: Podospora bellae-mahoneyi
Lineage: Eukaryota; Fungi; Ascomycota; Sordariomycetes; Sordariales; Podosporaceae
Gene: TMA46
Product: Translation machinery-associated protein 46
Exons: 3
Coding region: 221-1285 (354 amino acids)
Biological process (GO): cytoplasmic translation
Cellular component (GO): cytosol
Molecular function (GO): metal ion binding; mRNA binding
Source: RefSeq, a predicted model, not a curated record
AGAAACUCCAACCCACCUCGCUGGACAUGCACUGAAAGAUCCCCCGCCUGGAAACUUCGAAACUGGAAUUUGGCCCGCCCAGCAAAAAAUUGACUGGCACCGCGCAGCAGACGAAUAUCGCCAGACCGAGCGAACUCACACUUACGCCGUCGACUCGGCACAUUUCCUACAGCCAUACAAAACGUCAAUCUGGCAGUUUCGAGUUAGUACAUCGCCCAUCAUGCCUCCGAAGAAGGAUCAGAAGGGCGGCGGGAAGAAGGUGGACGCCAAGAAGAUUGUCGAGGACAAGACCUUUGGCAUGAAGAACAAGAAGGGUUCUGCCGCUCAGAAGACGAUUGCCCAUCUCCAAUCGUCCAUGAGAUCAGCUGGUAGUGCUGAGCAGAAGAAGAAGGAGGCCGAGAAGGCUGCCCGUGAGCGUGAGAAGAAGGCCGCUGAGGACGCGAAGAGGGAGGCCGAGCUGCUCCUCAAUAAGCCAGCCCAGAUUCAAAAGGUUCCUUUUGGUGUCGAUCCCAAGACGGUGCUGUGCAUUUUCUUCAAGAAGGGCAACUGUGAAAAGGGCAAGAAGUGCAAGUUCUCGCACGACCUAGAGGUGGAACGAAAGGUGGAAAAGAAGAAUCUAUACACCGAUACUAGAGAAGACGAGGACAAGAAGAAGCAGGAAACAUCGGCCGAUUGGGACGAAGAGAAGCUUCGUUCCGUCGUUUUGUCAAAGAAGGGCAACCAGCGCACCACCACCGACAAGGUGUGCAAGUUCUUCAUUUCAGCCAUCGAGGACGGCAAGUACGGUUGGUUCUGGGUCUGCCCGAACGGCGGUGACAAGUGCAUGUACAAGCAUGCCCUUCCACCUGGAUUCGUCCUUAAGACCAAGGAGCAGCGUGCGGCGGAGAAGGCUUUGCUCGACAAGUCGCCACUCAAGACGCUCACCAUCGAAGAGUUCCUCGAGUCCGAAAGACACAAGCUCACCGGCACCCUCACACCUGUCACCCCCGAGACGUUCGCCAAGUGGAAGAAGGAGCGCUUGGACAAGAAGGCGGCCGAGGAGGCUCUCAGGAAGGCCAAGGAAGCCACUGGUCGUGCGCUGUUCGAAAGUGGCAACUGGCGGACAAUGGACGACGACGACGAGCCAGAAGAAGACGAUGCUGCAUGGAACUUGGAGAAGCUCCGCCAGGAGACGGAGGCGCUCAGGAUCAAGAAGGAAGAGGAACGGUUGGCUCAGCUCCACGGCAUCCCCUUGCCGGCAACAGAGGCGACUGCGGAGACUGGGCCAUCAGAGCCUGGCACUUGAGAUUAAGCAAACCAAACGAUCAAAUACAACGUCGCGCCGCCGUUCGAGGGCGAGUGGAGCCCAAAAAGAGAAGCUCCUUUCCCUCGGCGGCAACAGCGCCGUGCCAUUCGUAUGUCACUUGUAUAACGUACUGGGAGAAAGUCUGGCAGGUUUUGAAGUGAUUGGUAAUUCAGUGGGAUCAGGGGAAGAUGGCUGGCUGGGCGUUUGGGGACAUCUUUAUCUACCUACUUUUACACGUAGCACACAGAUUGGGCAUGCCUCGGGCGAGGUCAACACUGGGCGUAUACAGUCUCUGUUUCCCUCCGCGUUUGACGAGGCUGGCAUGAUGAACACUGACCUUUUCCAGCAAUAGCGUGUAACCAUGCUGGUUAUGAUUUGAAUGAUAUAUUCCGCAUAUCGCAACAGCAACAUCACGCUUUUCCCAUAUCAGAACAUGGAUUAGACCCCUAUUUCGCUUCAUGGCAUUACAGUCCUUAAAACUUCUCUACAUACGGCCUCAAAUCCAACUCUUGCGUAAACGCAGACCUAUGCUGCGUGUGCAAAUGCCAGUAACUCUCCGCAAUCUAAUUUUCCCUGUCAGCAACGCCCCUUUAUAUCCCCAUUCACCCAAAGUCAGGACUUACAGCAUCACUAUUGAUCUUCCCAUCCUCCACGCCCCCGUUCGCCUCCCACUGUUUGGUACGAGGGAUGUCAAUCACCCCGUCAACGAUAACAUGCGCCACGUGCACCCCCUGAGGACCAAACUCUCUCGCCAAACUUUGGGUCAACGCCCUAGCAGCAAACUUCCCUGCCGCAAAGGUAGCGAACUUGGGGGAACCCCUCACAGAAGCGGUAGCUCCGGUCACGAUGAGAGAAGGGGGGUGAGGAGGGGAGGCAGAGACGGAGGAGAGCAAAAGGGGGAGGGUCUGCUGCGCAAAGUUGAAGAGGCCGACCGCGUUGGAGGAGAGGGAGGCGGAGAGGUGGGCGUCUUUGUGGUGGUCUUUGAUUGUUUGGAAGGCGGAGGCUAGGGAGGUGGCGUCGGAGGUGUCGGUGGGGAUGCCGAGGGCUUGUCCGCCGAGGGAGGUGAUUUCGGUGACGAUGGGGUCGUAGGAUUGGGGGGUGCGGGCUAGGAGGAUGACGGGGUAGGAUUUGGCGAAGCGGAGGGCUAGUGAGCGGCCUGUUCCUGCGCCUACGCCGGCGAUGAUAGUGUAGAAUUUGGACAUGGUGAAGGGUUUGGGGGGGAGUUGUUGUGGUGUAGAGGAGGUGAGUUUGGUGGGA